UGUCUCAACCCAUAUUUAGUCAUGGACACUUGUAUGUCAUUUUUUCUAGGGCCACAUCUGAAAAAGCAGUCAAGGUGAAAAUUCUUCAUACUCUUCUUACUCUGGGUCUCUUGGUAACCUCAAGUAAAACAUACUGGAUCGAUGGAUCUAUACAGGUUGGUGAAGGUGUCAACUUACAGUGGGAUAACCUUAGUGGGAGUAACAGGAAACAUUCUUAUCCUGGCUGCAUUUGCUGUGAUCUGUUAUCAAGAGCGUAAACUUAUAGGCUCAGAGCUUAUCCUUUGCCAUCUCUCCCUGGCCAAUCUCCUUGGAUAUCUUACCAGGAUCUUUCCCACAAUCCUUUUUGAGAUGGGAGUGAAAGGACACAUCAAUGACACAGGCUGCAAAGUGACCUCAUCUGUUUUCAGAAUUUUCCGUGGCAUGGCCAUCAGCCUUACAUGCCUGCUCAGUUGCUUUCAAGGGGCCAUUCUCAGCUCUGCUGGUACCAGUUCCACAAUUAAAAUGAGAAUCCAAGAGGGCAUGCAGCCAGCUAUUUGUAUACUCUAUGUGAUGAGUAUAACAGUUAACACACCUUUUGCUAUGUAUGCUACAGAAGCUUACAACAUCACAGGGGUCAAGUAUGCUUAUGGCCCAGGAUAUUGCAUUGUAGUGUACCCUAAUAAAGUGGCCUUUGCUGCCUCUGGCUUUGUUAGCUUUGCCCUUGACUUGGUUUUGGUAGUAAUUAUGGCACUGGCCAGUGGUUACAUUCUAUGGAUUCUUCACAGGCACAGCAAACAAGUGAAGAGUCUAAGAAGCUCCAGUUCCAGUAAGGGACAGGUUACUGCUGAGACUCAGGCAGCCCGUGCGGUGGUGACCCUGGUAACAUUUUACGUCACUCUGUAUGGAAUUGACAACACCAUCUGGCUCUAUCAAACAGUGUCCACCCACCUAUUAGCUUUGGUAACAGAUGUGAGAGUUUUCUUCACCACAUGUUAUGGUUCUGUUUGUCCCUUUGUGCUUAUUAUAUUUAACAGGAAAAUACGAAGCAAACUGAAUCCAUUGGCUAAAGAAUAAAAUUAUUUUAAAAGGGAGCUUUUGCCAUCACAGCUUUUACAAUUUUACAAAAUGGAUUUAUAUUUAAUUUAAUAAGAUUAAUUUAUUAACUCUUCCUAUAGCUUGUGUUUUUGUGUGUCAGUCUGUGUCUUUAU
Spea bombifrons (plains spadefoot toad) is the source of this 1187-nucleotide messenger RNA. RefSeq names its product olfactory receptor class A-like protein 1. Gene Ontology annotation, cellular component: membrane. The transcript has 2 exons. Lineage: Eukaryota; Metazoa; Chordata; Amphibia; Anura; Pelobatidae. The record is from RefSeq and is a predicted model, not a curated record. Gene Ontology annotation, molecular function: pheromone receptor activity. Gene Ontology annotation, biological process: G protein-coupled receptor signaling pathway. The coding region runs from base 142 to 1053 and encodes 303 amino acids.